AUUGUUUGUCAUGUUCAAAUAGCAAAAAGAGCAUUUGCAUGCGGCACGAUGUUGAUUUGUAUCAUGUGUUCAACUUUAUCUUUGCAAAAUCACAAGAGAGCAAGGGCUUUGUCACGCUUUAUAAACUUCAUCAACUCAGUCAAUUUGUCAGAGGUUAUCACCAAUGAAGUAUUGGUUCCUCUUUUCUUGAACAUGGUAUUUGAAUUACAAAAUGGGAAGGAUGAAAAUGUUAUGAGUGCGUGUUUAGAGGCUCUUGAAUCUAUAUCUGGUAACAUGGAAAGGAAGUCUUACUAUGCAUUUCUUAUGAGAUGCUUUUGAGAGAUGACUCUGAAAUCAGUCGAGCAGGUCUUAAUGCGGCUAAUAUACUCUGUUCUGGACCACUUCCAUUUUGUGGAUGCCCAUUCUGGUGAAGAAGCCAAUGAUUGUGUAAUGGAGGCAUCCAAGGCUGGUACCAAGGGACUGACUUCUACAACUAUCUUGAGCAGAUGUUCUAGUUCAGGUGAAGUUUGUGAGAUACAAGAAUGUCUCCAGAAAAACGUGCUCCCGAAGAUACAAAAAUUGUUGACGUGUGAUUAUGAUAAUGUCAAUGUCCACAUCAGUCUUGUAGCACUUAAACUACUAAAGUUGCUUCCUGGUGAUGUCAUGGAGUUAUAGCUUCCAAGUAUCAUCCAUCAGUUAUCAACUUCCUCAAGAAUCGUUUGGAAAGUAUUUGUGACAAAGCUAGGGCUGUUUUGGUUGCUUGUUUGAAGGAGCUAGGGUUUGAGUACUUGCAGUUCAUUGUCAAAGUCUUGAGUGCCACCUUGAAGCGAGGAUAUGAGUUGCAUGUAUUGGGGUAUACUCUAGAUUUCAUUUUGUCGAAGUUUUUUGUGAAUCCCAUUGGAGGGAAGUUGGACUAUUGGCUGGAAGAGCUUCUUUCCGUGGUGGAGACUGACAUUCUUGGUGAUGUUUUAGAAGAAAAAGAGGUGGAAAAGAUUGCUUUGAAAAUGAAAGAGACUAGAAAGCUCAAGUCUUUUGAAACCCUCAUAUUAUAUGCCCAAAAUACCACGUUCAAAACAUAUGUGGCGAAGCUGCUUUUACAUGUUACCACUCAUCUGCAGAAGCAUUUGACCGUGAAAGUGAAAUCCAAAUUGGAAUCUAUGUUAAACAACAUAGCUGCUGGUAUUGAGUGCAAUCCAUCAGUAGAUCAUUCUGACCUCUUUGUCUUUUUGUAUACCCUCAUUGAAGAUGGCGUUGCUUAUGAAACUGGCAGAAAUAAAAGUUUCUCUGUUCUAAAUACAAGUAUGCAAUCUGGAAAUGAGGCCAUCAACAAAAUAAUUACAUCGGGCAGGUUAGUUGACUCCUCACAAUCCUCGCAUCUUGUAAGAGUAUUUGCUCUUGGAUUGCUGCACAAUCGCAUGAAGAAUCCAAAACUUCACAAAAAGGAUGAACAACAAUUGGAAAUGUGGGAUCCUUUUGUUAGAUUGCUCACCGAGUGCUUGACCUCCAAGUAUGAUGAUAUCAUAUCUGACGCGCUCAGGAGCCUUGCUCCACUUGUGGGGCUCCUUUUACCAGCCCUUAAAUCUCAAGCUAACAAGAUAAGGACCUUUCUAUUGGUCAUAGCUCAUGGCUCAAUUAAAUGUAGCCCUAUGAUGCAAUCAUGUCUAAGGUUGCUAGCAGUGCUUUUGCAUAACACUCAAAUUACUCUUUCCGAAGAUCAAUGGCAUGUGUUUAUCCAAUGUCCUCUAUUUAUUGAUCUUGAAAGUAAUCCCCCAUCUGUUGCUCUUUCACUUUUAAAGGCGUAAUGCUCGAGCUCGUAUUCCAUGAGAUA
This is a messenger RNA of Rhododendron vialii, 1807 nucleotides long. RefSeq lists its product as uncharacterized. The transcript has 2 exons. Lineage: Eukaryota; Viridiplantae; Streptophyta; Magnoliopsida; Ericales; Ericaceae. The record is from RefSeq and is a predicted model, not a curated record. Gene Ontology annotation, cellular component: small-subunit processome; nucleolus; 90S preribosome. The coding region runs from base 984 to 1781 and encodes 265 amino acids.